GUGAGAUAGCUGUCUCACUCAACGCCUUUCCAGCUGGAAGAAGUUUUAGUUCGGGUGCGUUCGUGAAAUUACGUCAAAACUAUAUUGAGUGAUCCCAUAAAGUUCUGGAUUUUCCUCACAUAUUUUCAUUCUUUUCUUAUGGCAUUGAAUUCGAAUAAAUAUUGAACAGUUCAAUAUAAUAAGUGUGUAUGCGAUUUGGAUUCCAUUUAGACGGUGUUAAAAACUCGAAAUAAUGGCGAAAAAAACUUACGAUUUGCUAUUUAAACUCCUCCUAAUUGGUGAUUCGGGUGUUGGGAAAACAUGUAUAUUGUUCCGCUUUUCCGACGACGCCUUCACAUCAACCUUUAUAUCCACAAUUGGUAUUGAUUUCAAGAUAAAGACAGUGGAACUUCGAGGGAAGAAGAUUAAAUUGCAGAUUUGGGAUACAGCUGGCCAGGAGAGAUUUCAUACAAUCACAACAUCCUACUACAGAGGAGCAAUGGGCAUAAUGUUGGUGUACGACAUAACAAAUGAGAAAAGUUUCGAGAACAUCGUCAAGUGGUUACGAAAUAUAGAUGAGCACGCAAAUGAAGAUGUGGAAAAAAUGAUUCUGGGGAACAAGUGUGACAUGGAUGAUAAGAGAGUCGUAAGCAGGGACCGAGGACACGCUAUUGCUGUUGAGCAUGGGAUCAGAUUUAUGGAAACAUCCGCCAAAGCGAAUAUCAACAUUGAGAGGGCUUUCUGUGAGUUAGCCGAAGCAAUUCUCGAUAAGACGUCAGGAAAGGAUUCAGCUGACAAUCCAGAAGCGCGUGUUAUAGUUUAUCGCAAAGACCAAGAUAAGGCUCAAAGCAGCAAAGGCUGUUGUGCAUAGUAGUUUUUUUUAUUUCCCCGUUCACACAUUUUGUAUCUUCUCAAAAUUCACAAAAUAGUGGUAUUAUUAUUAUUUUUAUAUUCUCUGUGUAUAAACAAAAAAAAAGAAAUUCAUUUAUUAAAAAAAAAAAUCAUUGAAAGUAUAGUUUAGAAGAAGAGAAAAUAUGGAGAUGAGAUUUUAUUUAUCUGUUGCAAAUUUCAAGAAAAAUAACGCAAUGUUAGCUAAAGUAGGGUAUCUAAUAUUGUUUUCUUUUGCGUUGUAAUAUUCUCCCCAUAUUAAAAGGGGGUCUUGCAAUGAUUCCUACUUAACUAUUAUUAUUACAACAUCCUUAUAUUAAAUCUACUUACUUUUCCCCCCAAAUUUUUGUAACAAAAAAUAAUAUUUUACAUGUCAUUUGAAAAUGAGCAAAUAAGAUGGUCAAACCAGAAAUAAUAAAAAUUUUUAAACGUUGAUGAGACCAACGUGUUGUGGUAUCUGAAACAAGAAUAUCUCCUGAUUUCUCUGGUGAGCACUAAAUAAUUCUUAAUUCAUCAACAUUUUUGUAGCACACCUGUGCAGAUUGCUAGAGCUUUAGACACUCUACUGUUUAUCUUUCUCAACAGUUGAUUUAGUUUGAGGCUUAAGCUAUAGUUGUGCUUUGAAAAGCUUUCAUUUAAUACUCCUAAAAUCCGUCUCUGACCUUCUUCUUUUAUUCCCUUUAAAAAUAUUUAAAGAAAAUCGAUUUUCUUAAGUCUUUUUUAUUCUUAAGGACAAUAAACCUUACAAGAUCGCCACUCGUCAAUAAAAGAUUUUUCAUUAAAGCAAAUAUCUUAAUUUUCCUCCAUUUCUUUGCUUUCUACUUCAAUCAUGUUUUUUUGUGGUUGAUUUGGAGUGUUUUGAUCAUUAAUUUUUAUCCCUUAAAUCUUUCGAAACCAGAGUAUCUCUUUAUUUGAAAUAAUUCAGUGAAAUUGAGCUUUGUUGAUUACGUCAAUGAUCAUUAAAAAAAAAAGAUUUAUUUCACAAACUUUCUACACAAACUAACAUCCUCUCCUCUUCUUGUUAAUGCAAUUUAGCAUUUAUUUUAAAAGCAUAAACUGUUGAGAAAUAAUCACAAAAAAGCCUACAAUUUCCCAUUAAAAAAAUCGUUCACCUCUGUUAAAUCUGGAGAUUUUCUUGGUUACAGAUAAGAAAAUUUUCAUAAGAAGGAAUAUAAUUAAUAGAAUAUAAAUACAUAUUUGUAAUGUUGUUAGAUGUAAUAUUUCGAUGAGGUAUAAAUACGUACUUUCUGCAAAAAAAAUAUAAUCUCCCAAAAAAAAGAAAAGGAAAAGUAUGUGGAAAAAUGCUUAAAUUUUGUAACACUUUUAUUACAAUUUUACUCUAAAAACAAAGAAGAAGAAAAAGAAACAAAUCAAGAGAAGGGAAUCAUUUAAAACGAAAAUGUCGAAGUUUUUUUUACAGUAUAUACAUAAAACAUAAUAUGUAUCAACCACAUAACAUUUUUUAUUAUUCUGUGCCAUGUUGCUUUUUAAUAUGAGAGAAAAAUCGCAUAGAAUAAGGAUGUUCCUUUCAAAGAAAUCGCUAUAAUUUAUGAAAAUUAUACAAUUUUGAUAAUAAAAAAUGCUAUUAAAAAAGAGGAA
Molecule: messenger RNA, 2466 nt
Organism: Lutzomyia longipalpis
Lineage: Eukaryota; Metazoa; Arthropoda; Insecta; Diptera; Psychodidae
Gene: Rab10
Product: ras-related protein Rab-10
Exons: 5
Coding region: 233-850 (205 amino acids)
Biological process (GO): cellular response to insulin stimulus
Cellular component (GO): Golgi apparatus; insulin-responsive compartment; recycling endosome
Molecular function (GO): GTPase activity; GTP binding
Source: RefSeq, a predicted model, not a curated record